AUGGCGAUGGAGUCCGCUCCGGCGUCGGCUCCGGGGGCUGUUGCCAUGGAGAUGCUCCCGGUGCUGGAGGAGGAUGAGUCGGGCUUCAGAGCGACCGAGGACCGGAGAGGAGGAGCGGUGAGGCGGCGCAGAGGGCCCCGGUUCGACCGGCGCUGCUACUACCUGCUGGUGGUGAUCGGAGAGAUCGGCACGGAACCGCAGCUGGAGGCGGCCAGGAGGCACAUAGAGCGGGGUAUUCAGUCGUGGGACGUGGACCUGAAGUCAUGUGACUUGGAUCAGCAGCUGCAGCUCUUCAUAACCCGACACUCGGCCCACUUCUCCUCUGAGGUCAAAGGACAGAGGACUCUCCACCACAGCAGUGAUGUCUUAGAGACCGUGGUGUUGGUGAAUCCUUCAGAAGACGCUGUCGUUUCAGAGAUCCAGACUCUGGUCUCAGACUCAGCAGGACACAAACUCCUGGUCCUGAGUGGACAGAGCUCUGACCACGGCGGCCUCCUUCUUCAAACUGGGGUUUUCACUCCCCACUCCUUCUCUCGGGUCUUCACUGAUCCUGGGGUUCGUGCAUCUCUGGGCACAUCACCCCCCAAACAGCAGGCCACCCUCACCGUGUCCUGCCGGGGGGAAGCGGGUUGGAGUUCCGUGGGACAGCAGCCGACCCUGCACGAGUUCCUGGAAUACAGACUGAACCCUGAGCCCGUUCUCCCAAAGAUGGAGGGUGUCACUGAGUUCACAGAGUACAUCUCUGAGACUGUUGACAUCCCUUCGCCCUUUGACCUCCUGGAGCCCCCCACCUCUGGGGGAUUUCUCAAACUGUCCAAGCCAUGCUGCUACAUCUUCCCCGGCGGUCGAGGAGACUCCGCUCUCUUUGCCGUAAAUGGGUUCAACAUCUUAGUGGACGGAGGCUCCGAGCGAAAGUCCUGCUUCUGGAAGCUGGUCCGCCAUCUGGAUCGCAUUGAUUCCAUUUUACUGACACACAUCGGCGCUGACAAUCUACCGGGAAUAAACGGGCUUCUCCAGAGAAAGAUCGCAGAGCAGGAGGAGGAGCAGUCCCAAGGCUCCACCAACUACAGCGACUGGAUGAAGAACUUGAUCUCUCCUGAACUUGGCGUGGUCUUUUUCAAUGUGCCUGAAAAACUCCGUAUGCCAGAAUCCAAUCUUAAAGUCAAACGCAGUAUCGAAGAGGCCUCGCUCACCCUGCAGUACCUGAACAAACUAGGAAUCAAACCAGAGCCUCUCUUCCGAGUGGUUAGCAACACUAUCGAACCCAUUACUCUGUUUCACAAGAUGGGGGUGGGCCGGUUAGACAUGUACAUCCUUAAUCCAGUCAAAGACAGUAAAGAAAUGCAGUUUUUAAUGCAGAAAUGGGCUGGCAACAGCAAGGCUAAAACCGGCAUCGUGCUGCCCAAUGGCAAAGAAGGAGAAAUCUCUGUGCCCUACCUGACUUCAGUCACAGCCUUAGUUGUGUGGCUUCCAGCCAACCCAACAGAGAAGAUCAUCCGAGUGCUUUUUCCAGGGAAUGCACCGCAAAACAAGAUCCUGGAGGGCCUUGAAAAACUUAAGCACCUGGACUUCUUACGCUACCCUGUGGCCACGCAAAAAGACAUCGCUUCAGGAGCUCCCCCAUCGGUUAUCAAACAGACCAAGUUAAAACAAAGAACAGACAGCAAAGAAAGCCUCAAAUCCUCUCCGAAGACGACUGCAAAACCCACGAAGAAAGAAACUGAUGGACAAGAUGACGUAUCUGCCACGACAGAGGCAAAGAGUGACUCUGUCAAGGAAAACAUAUCUAUGAAGAAGGAGGAAAAAAAGCCAAGCAAAACUAUGAAAUCUAAAACUGAUGUACCAGAAAAGAAAAAACUUCUGAAAGAGAAAUCCUUGAAAAAGCACUCAAAAGAAAGGGUAUCCAAAAUGGAUGAGAAAAAGGACAAGGAAAAGAAAGAGAUCAAGAGAGCGAAGAAGGAUGAUGCUGCCAAAAAAGAUGACAAGAAAGAAGUGAAGUCCAAAGAAGACAAAAAAAAGGACACUUCCAAACCUGAGUUAAGAAAAAUCACAAAGCCUGAUCUGAAACCCCUGACACCUGAAGUCAGAAAGACGUUACAUAAAGCAAAAGUGUCAAGUAAAGCCAAAAGUGGCAAAAUCAAGGCAUCUAAGGUGGAACCUGCUGAGCCCAAGAAAGAGGAGCCACCGGUAACUGAAAAUGUUGAGCCUGAGGCGGUAGAAAAUGGAGCUGCCGAGGGUUUGUCAGCUCCGUCCACACCCGAGGACCUCACCAAGGACUUUGAAGAGCUGAAAAAGGCAGAAGUUUCAGCUGUAGCAGAAGAAAGAGUCGACAGAAGUGACGUUUUACUGGAACUAACAGCAAAGACUGUGAGUCAAGAAAGCCAGCAAACACAGGAAAAACAAGAAUCUGAGGAGGGAGAUCAACUCAAAGAAAAGAAAGACAUGGAGGAAGCUCAGAAGUUAGAAGAUGAAGGAGCAGCAACUCAGGAUGAGGAAGAGGACGAUGAGGAAGAAGAGACCAAGAUUGCCGAGAGGAAAACUGAAGAGGAGGAGGUGGAGGAGGACAUGGGAAUUGGAGAGGAGGAAGAUGAAUCCAGAUGGAAGGAAGCCAAAGAUGAUGAUCGGAAACAUGAGACUGAAGAAAUGGAGAAGACCGAGUCAGCAAAGGUUGUGAUGAAAGAGGAAGAGGAGGAAGAAGAGCUGAUGGAUAAGGCAGAGCUGGAGGAGGUGGAGGAUUUAGACGUAAUAGCUGAUGAAGAGAUCAAACCUGAACAAAUGACCACACCACUUCUGACCACAGUCAAACCUGAUGAGGAAGAGGAGGAGGAAGGCUAUCUGUCACAAGUAGGUGGGGCCACAGCUCCGAUAACUUCUGUUGCUCAAGGCGCCGCUGCCGCCGCCGAACCUAUUUCCUACAUCCAAGACGAGACGAUUCCUGGCUACUCAGAAACUGAACAGACCAUCUCUGAUGAGGAGAUCCACGAGGAGGCUGAGGAGAGGAUACCACACCUCCAGUAUGACGUGGGCCAAUACGAUGUCUCUGUUCCUGAUCAGACCGGAUCAUUUGUCGACAUUCAUGGCAUGAGGGAAAUGCAAGCUGCCGCCAUGACCGAGAAGGGUUUCUUUCCUGGAGUGCAGGAGCCAGUUUCGGUGUUUACCAACAUCAUCACCGCUCCUCUUGCUGAAGAAGAACAUGUAUCCUCUGCAACUUCUAUCACAGAGUAUGACAAAGUGUCCUCCUUCCCUCCUUCGAUCGCCGAAGACCAGUCUGUGGCAUCAGUUGCUGCAGCUCCAGCUGAGGAACCAAAAACCCCUGUUCCGGUCUCUACUCCACCUACCCACAAAGAGCCACGCUCUGCAGAAACACUCUCACCACCGUCUUUAGAGGAUGACAAGCAAGCUAAGUCUCCAUCAGAGGACUUACAGCUACCUGUUGCAGAAGUGAAGACAGCAGCAAAGGAGGAGGAGGAGGAGGAAGAAGAAGAAGAGGAAGAAGAUCAAACACCAAAUGUUGACAUUUCACUCGACAAACUUCAAGAGGGCUAUGCUGUCCCUCAAAUAGGACAGCAUAAAGAAGAGAAAGAAAGUGAAAAACGAGUAGUGUCUCCUGUUUUGAAGGCUGUACCUGAUCCUAAAGCUGUCCAUCUGUCUGUAGAAGAGGAAAAUAUUGAUGCAUCUAAAGAUGCUUCUUCAACUGUUCCCACCAGACCAUUUGGAUCCGACUCAGUAACAUCAGAAAGUGAAGAACGUUGUUUCAGUCCGGAUGAUAUCACUGUGAAAAUGGCUUCUCCGCCUCAGUCCGGUCCGCCGAGUGCGGCUCAUUCUCCGAUCCGUCAGUCACCCAGCGAAGACAAGGUGAAGGCGUUCCCUGAUUUAGAACAGGAACCGCUAAAAGACGUCCCUAAAGCUGUGUCUAUUGAUAAAACUGAACACAAAGAGAUAGAGACACAAAAAGAUCGCGAGAAGCAUGAGGUAGAUAGUUCCACAUCUUUGGACAUAAAAGAGGUUCCGCUCGUAAAAGAGUCAGAAAAAGAUAUUUCAUCUGUGCUAAAAGAUGGUGAACUGGCAGGAAAAACUGAAAGUCACGCAGCAAUAUUUACAGCAGAUUCAUCAUCUGAACAAACAGAUGAACUGAAAGUGCCUAUUCCAGGUAAAUUUACAGAAAGGGAUUACCUGGAUGACAAAGAUAAGAAAGAGGAUGAUCAUGACGAUAAAUCUGCAGUAAAAGCUACUAAGGUGGAACAAGAAAAAGAGACAGAAAAGGACAUUUCAGAUGUCAGUCAAAUGGAGGAUGAACAGAAACAGAAAUAUGAUAAACAGGAGGACACUUUCGUCACGAAGGCGAUCGUAGAGGAAAAAACUGAAAAGGAGGCAAAAGAUGAAACUAAAGCUGUCAAAGAACAGAUUACAGAUCGAGUGGUUAAAGAUGAACAGAAAGAAGCUGAUGUCCAUGCAUCCAAAAAAGCAGAAUCUGAGCAAAUUAAAGAACAAGAGGUGAAGGAAACAACCCAAGAAGAUCCUCACAUUAAAGUUAAAACUGAGACAGAGGAGAUGGACGUUAAAAAAGACAAAGUGUCUGGUGUUAGUUUUACAGAGGACAGAAAGGGAGACGCUUUAGAUGUGGAUGAGAAAGAAACUGAAACGACCGCAGAUAUGCAGCCCAUUAAAGAACCCCAAAAAACUGAAGGGGUUAUAAUUAAGCCUAGUGGAGAUGAGGAACCGAAAAAGGAUGAAAAACCUGAAAUCAAACCAGAGGAAGAGAUAAAACAGACAGAAGGUUUCAUCACAGAUAGAAAGGAAACAGAGAGGGAUGAAACAUCUGGUCCUAAACCCAGCAAAGACGAACAAAUGAUCAUUAAGGAUGAUACGUCAGCUGCUGAAGAAGGAAAGGGCAAAGAGACAAGUAAAGAUACUGAGAAGGAAAAGGAUAUAUCUGAAAGCAAAGAGGUGUUCAAACCAAGCACAGAAAAAGGAAAGGAGGAAGAGACUCAGAAAGAUAUUAGUCCUCCUACUGAAGUCCCAGAAAAACGUACAGAAAAAGAUAUUAGUCCUCCUACUGAAGUCCCAGAAAAACUUACAGAAAAAGAUAUUAGUCCUCCUACUGAAGUCCCAGAAAAACUUACAGAAAAAGAUAUUAGUCCUACUGAAGUCCCAGAAAAACUUACAGAAAAAGAUAUUAGUCCUCCUACUGAAGUCCCAGAAAAACUUACAGAAAAAGAUAUUAGUCCUACUGAAGUCCCAGAAAAACUUACAGAAAAAGAUAUUAGUCCUACUGAAGUCCCAGAAAAACUUACAGAAAAAGAUAUUAGUCCUACUGAAGUCCCAGAAAAACUUACAGAAAAAGAUAUUAGUCCUCCUACUGAAGUCCCAGAAAAACUUACAGAAAAAGAUAUUAGUCCUCCUACUGAAGUCCCAGAAAAACUUACAGAAAAAGAUAUUAGUCCACCUACUGAAGUCCCAGAAAAACUUACAGAAAAAGAUAUUAGUCCUACUGAAGUCCCAGAAAAACUUACAGAAAAAGAUAUUAGUCCUACUGAAGUCCCAGAAAAACUUACAGAAAAAGAUAUUAGUCCUCCUACUGAAGUCCCAGAAAAACUUACAGAAAAAGACAUAAAGGAUGACACUGUUACUUUCACACCAACAGUAGGUGCUUCUGCUGUUAAACCAAAAGAAGAAAACGGUGAAACCUCCUUCCCCAAACUGAGUCAGAUUGAGGAAACGCAGAUAUUAUCUAAAGAUGAAGAUUCCUCUGUCAAAGCAGCAAUGGAGGAAGAGAAACCAAGACUUACUGAUACUGAACCAAUGAUGGAACCAGAGAAAGAAAUUAUUAAAGAUGUCAAGACAUCCACAGAUCACAUGAGCACAGAGGAAGCCAUGUCUUUUCCUAAACCAACCACACAAACUGAAGAAGACAAAAGAAUGAGUCAAGAUGGUUUUGCUGAAGCUGAAGCUGUGACAGUAGAAGACAAGAAAACUGAUGAUGAAGAACACAAACUGGCCUUCAAAACAUCUGCAGGAGAAGAAAAAGUUCUGGAUCAUGGUGUCUCAGUAAAGUCCAUCCAACAGGACAAAGAUACAGAUGCUGUUAAAGGUGAAGCACCUGAUAUCAAACCCUCCAAACCAGAGGAGAGCAAAAGUACUACCGAUGUGAAAGUCGUCACGGAUGAGGAAAGGAAAGCAGACGUGAAAGAUCUCCAAAAGGAAACGCCGAAGGAUGAAACCCAGGAUAAAGAAGUUAAGGUCAAAGAGGAAGAAAAGGAAAAAGAAAAGACAACUGUUCUGUCCAUGAAGGAGCCAAAAGAAAACGACAGAGAUGAGAUUUCAGCGCAAACCACAAAGGAUGAAAAAGAAGUGGAAAAAAGAGACGCCUCUGACAAACAGAGAACAUCACAUGAAGCUAAAGAACUGGACAAGGGUGAAAAGUCUGACCACAAACCCAUUCUGGAAGAAGGAGAAGAAAAAGAAACUAGUGAGGACGACACAAAAAAAGAAACAAACGGUAGUGUUGAACAUGACAAGGACAGAGAAGAAAAAGAGCAAAAAGUUGAGGUCGAGGAGGAAAGAAAAGAUGGAGUCAAACAGCACAGUUAUGAACCUGAAUCUGCCAAAAAGGAAGAUGAAGAAGAGUUUAAAGUUAGCAUUAGUGAUGUAGGAUCUAUUUUAGGGCCAGAGACAAAGGAGGAGGCUCCAACAUAUGACACCAAAGAUGGCAAACAAGGAAAAGAUGCUGAUCAUUUUGCACCUGAAGCCAUUACGCGUGAUGAAAAAGAUGUGGAUGUUGCUCAUGCGUUGGAAAAGCAGAAAACUAAACAUGAGGUUUCUGAGGUUGGUGAUAAGACAAUCCAUGAAGAAACCACAGAGAAGCCUCCUGCAGAUCACAAAGAGAAGGAACCCUUUGGUGCGGUAUCGGCAGAAAAGCAACCAGACUCUGUAAUUCCAUCAAGUCCAGACCUGAAACUUAGAGAGGAUGAUGCACAUGUCUCUGUCCAUCAGAUCCAGGAAGAUAAAAAAGAAGAUAAAGAGGCGAAAAUCAGCAGCAGCCAAGAAGAGAAGACUGAUAAAGAAAAGGAUGACGCACAUGUGGCUGAGCUGAGCAAAGAGCAGAAAAUGGAAAAAGAACAAGAAAAAGAUGAGACUGAGGAAGUUAAAGAUGAAAAGCUUAAACCUCAAGAGACAGAAAAAGAGGUUAAAGACACAAAGGUGGAUGAGAAAGAGAAGUACGACUCCUCGGAUGCCAAAGAGGAGAAAUGGGAGAGAGAGGAAGUCCAGGAGAAAGACGUGGACAAAGCCGUUAAACAACCUCCAACGGUGGAAUCAGGAGACGCAGCAAUGGCGUCCAAGUCUGAUUACAAACCUGCUUUUGUGGUUCAGUCCUCUGAUGAAGACCGUGAUGAAGAAGAAGAGGAGGACAUCUGCAUGGGAGGGGCCGGGUCCAGACCUUUAUCACUGGACCCGAGAAAAUCCCAACAUGACAUCUACUCUGCGGACCUGCUGUCAUCUGAAAAAGUGAACACGGUGAUUAUACCGACGCUCACGAUGCAAGGACCCUCCAUCGAUGAAGACUACACAAAAGAAGAACUGACUACUAUUCCAUCUGAAGUAGACGAAGAAGAUCUAAAAACUAAAACCACACCUACUGCACCGGAGCCCUCUGAGGAGACCUCAAGUCCAAAAAAAGAGUUGCCUUCAGCUGGUCCCUUCACUAAAGCAGAAGUACCACCAGACCGAGCAGAGACACAAAAGCCAGUUUUAUCAGCAGUAUCAAGCACAGAGAGUCAACCUAGGAGCAGCACACUGUCGAGCACCGAGAGCCAGGCCAGCGUCGAUGAAACACUACCAUCCCAGGAGUCAGGUUCUGGUCCUAAAGACAGACCUGGUAAGGAAGCAGAGCGUGAAAUGGAAGGAGAGCAAGAGGUGGCAUCUCCAGGACUAUCACAGCCCUGCUCUUACUUUAUGUUGGAUAAAGAUUCUGAGAAGGCAGACUCUGCAACAAUGGGUAAAACUGCCUCAGAGGAGUCUAGUGGAAGCCUACAAGAUGAAAAGUCAACAUCUAAGUAUGACCCGUACGAAAAGCCCAUCCCACAUGAUCAAGACGGGGACCAGAGACCAGACAGCGAGGCUCCUUUGGGUAUCAGUGAGGUUUCAGACAUAGGCAUUGAUGAUAACAGGCGGAGCCUUCAGACAGAACCAGCUGGUGCCUUGUUUCUUCUGGAUGAUCAGUACAAAGAAGAACCACUGUCCUUCAGCAGAGUGGACUACAGUCCAGUGUCACUCACAGAGAGCCCACAGAGCAUCUCACCCAGAUAUGAAGACCGAGAGAAAGGCCAAGAAGAAGAGAGUGAGAGGGAAGAAAGGGCUGAUACACUUUAUGCUGACAAGAGCUUCAUGCAGGACAAUAAAAUGGCACAGGCAGCAGAGUCUUUUAGCCCAAAAGAAGAUAAACCAGAAAAAUCAGAGAACGAGAAAGAGAAAGAAGAAGCUUCAGCGGCGGUUCAGAUGGAUUCAGCUUCUACGAGUACUGCUGUUCGUUUGACUGGUGCAGCAUCAUUCACAGAGAUGAAAGAAAAGUCUGAAGAGUCCCUGAAGUACAAGACAGGAUCCUGGGAAAGAGAAGAUUCCUCAUCCGGUCGACGGUCACCUGCAGAGAAGGACAUGUUACCUCAACAAGCAGAAGCAUCACGUGUUUUACCUUCAGACCAUGAAAAGACAAGAAUGUUCUGGAAUCUGACAAUAGAAAUGAGUAGCUCUUACACGUUCCCUGAAAGCAAAGAGAGUCUGGUGGAUAAAAGGCUGCUAGUGGAAGGAGAAGACUUCGACGAGGACGAUGAGGAUGACGAGGACGAUGAGGAGGAGGAUGAAGAAGAGGAGCUGAGUGAUGUAGAUAUGGAGAAGGGAGCCAGAGAGAAGUCUGAAAAAGAGAUGUGCGGGCGCAGCUCUGACAGUAGUGUUCAGGCACUGGAGGUAGAGGACUCCAAUAAAAAGUCUGAGUCAGGCUCCGUUAAAGAGGAUUCAGCCUGCAGAGCUGAUGAAUCACCAGCUUCCAAAGUCACAGAGACGCAAAAACCAUCAUCUGCUGAAACAGACGCUGGAGCUGCAGCCAAACCUGCUGAGACAAAAAGCGAAGAAGUCGCAAAAACACCUCCAACACCCGGAACAGAUUCAGACAUCCUAAAACCUGCCGACACAAAGAAAGGAGACGAUGCAGACAACAAAAAGCAUUUAUCUCCUGAACCGAUCACAAAGAGGAGGCUGUCGUUUGUGGAGGACAUCGCUCCCUCUGAGGCUCUGCAGGCUCAUAAAGCAGGUGAAGACAAAGCUUCUCCAGAGACAAAGGACCUUUGUCAGCCAAAGACCACAGGUGUCCCUGAGCCCUCAGAGUCCAGAAAACCAUCCAGUCCCUCCCCUCCACUGACAGGAAGCUACGCUGUCAUUGGAGGGUAUUCACAGCAUUCUCAAAGCAAAGACAGUCCAGAACGCUCGUCUGACUCAGAAAGCUCCCAUCUACCUGAGAGUGACGAUAAGUAUUUCAGCCAAGCAAACAUUCAAGAAGAACCUGAUGUGGAUGAGAGGAAGACUUCAGAUACCACCUCAAAAUGUGAGGAGACCACCUCAUCAGUUUGUACAUACACCACGUUGACGUACUCUGCCACAUCUUACAGUUACUCCUCAUCAGCCUCGACAUCUUCUCCGCAGAUUCAGCACUUUGAAAGAUCUACAUCUGGCUCUGAGGUCCCUGUAGUCCAACCGGAACAGUCGCCGAAACCAGAGCCCACAGGUCUGAGUUCUGCAGGGCUUCAGAGAGACGAAUACAUGGAGGUGACGAUGACAGCCGCAUCGAAAGUGUCUUUACCUGGUCAGUUUGAGGAGGGAAAACAGCUUACACCUGCCCAACAAAGUGGCUCAGAAAAACCUGACGCGGACACAAAAAGCACAGAGAAUUUUUACAUGUUAGAAACAAAGAUAACAACGUCCGGUGCAGCUCCACAGAGUAAACCAACUGGAGACUCAUCACCGUCAGGGGCUCACUUUGACGUCUGCCCCCUCCAAAGGGCUGACUCUGCUGACAGGGCGUCUCCUGGCUCAGCAGAACAUCCUAGUACACUUGAAAUGGAGGAUAGCACCUUACCGUGUCGUAUUGAAUGUCAGAAAACUGCGGUGACUGAGCAAAAAUCCACGUUUGAGUCGUACAUGAUGGGAAUUACCUCCGUAGGCUCCACAGAGACCAAGUCAGUCAGCAUCACCUCAACAGCUGCUGCUGCAUCAAAACCUGAACCUCAAGCCUCAGUUUCUCCAUCAAGUAUUAGCACAGAUACCAAAACCUCAUGUGCCACAGGAUCCACAUCAGAUAAAGAAAAGGACAAAACUUGUGGGGAAGGAGAUAAGACUGGAUCCACUUCACUGCUAAAGGAUGAGGUGAAGGACAAAGGUGCUGAAGUUAAACAGAAAACGGAGGAAAAAACUUGCAAAGAGAAGUCAUCUCCCACUGAUGCGGUGAAGGAAGGAGAAUUUAGAGCCGAGAUAGAGAAAGGUCUGUUGGAGAAGCCAUCAGAGAGGUUAGAGGUGAGGAGGAAGAGCAGUAUAUCGGACUGGGAGCUGCUGCAGAGGCCUGACGACUGCCCGAGUGCUCCACCCCCGGGUUAUGGCGACAAUGACGGAGAGGACGAGGACGAGGAGGAGGAGCCAAUGGAGGCGAUGGAGUGGAUGGCCGGUAUUCACGACUCAGGUGUAAAGGCUGAACGUCCAUCGGACCUGAACCCUCCCUGCUCCUCCGCCUCCUGCGAGUACAAACAUCGCAAAGGAGAACUUUCGCCAUCCUUCAUCAACCCCAGCCCGCAUCAGCUGUCCAGUGACGACACCAACGAAGACCGAUCCCAGGAUGGAGAUGGAGAUGAGGAUGAGCAGGAGCAGCAUUCAGUGAAGAAGAGGUCCCACAAGCAGAGGCGCCACCACACUCACACUCACCAUGGAGACGGUGGACACCAUUUUCCCGGUGGUAUGUCAUCAGGGCCGGCGGUGACUUUGGCUGGAGAAGAAACACCUCCGACUUCAGCGAGUGAGUCACUGCCAUCGCAGUCAGAUUCAGACGUGCCUCCUGAAACUGAAGAGUGUCCCUCCAUUACAGCCGAAGGAAACCUGGAUUCAGAUGAAGAUGCUGAACAUCUGCCGGUGGACAAACUGUCCGCUGCUGCAGCUGGAGGUGGACACCAUCCUUCGUCACCGCGGUCCGCUCAGAAAAGCCAAGACCCCCUUCCCACCCCGAUGAAGGACCCUCUGCCUCACCCUCCUCACCCUGACGUGUGCAUGGUGGAUCCAGAGUCUCUGAUCAACGACCACAGCGGCACAGAGAAGCUCCUGAAGAAGGAGCACAAGAGCAGCAGGGGGCUCAGGAAGACCAAACCCAAAUCUACAUCUCCUGCUCGAAAGGGAGAGGGCCGGAAGAGGGCCUCUACUCCAGUAAAACAGACCUCCAAGGACUCUGCAUCGCCCCGCUCAGCUUCACUGAAGAGGAAGGACCCAGAGAGGAGCGCUAGACUCAUCAAGAUGUCUGAGAAUCAAGGGUCCAGGAGUGAGAUCCUUAACCCUGGAAAAGGCCUGGUCAAUGGGGUCAAGAGCAGUUCAGGCAACAACUCCCAGAAAUCCGGUUCUGCUGUUCCUCCUGGACCGCCCAUCUAUGUGGACCUGGCCUACGUACCGAACCACUGCAGCGCCAAGAACGUAGACCAGGAGUUCUUCAAGAGAGUCAGAGCAGCGUACUACGUGGUGAGCGGGAAUGACCCGAGUAGUGGAGAACCGAGUCGAGGAGUCCUGGACGCUCUGCUGGAAGGGAAGGCCCAGUGGGGCUCCAACCUUCAGGUAACUCUGAUCCCGACCCACGACACUGAGGUGACCCGGGACUGGUACCAGCAGACCCACGAGAGGCAGCAGGACCUGAACAUCAUGGUCCUGGCUUCCAGCAGCACCGUGGUCAUGCAGGACGAGUCCUUCCCUGCCUGCAAGAUCGAGUUCUGAGCUCGGCCAACCCAUCAUCCAUCAUGUACUGCUCUGCUUCUUCACAGCUCCACAUUAUUGUAUGAUACUGAACAUAUCUGCUGCUUGAUUCUGUUCAUGAAGGAAUGAACAAGAACAUUCCUGUUGGUUUUCUCUUUGCCAUACUAAUGAUGCGAAACAAAUAAACUAGAAUCAGCAUUAACAGACAGACUCACACUGUACGUCAGCUGUAGCUUUAAUUUCAGAUAAGGACAAAACGCUCGUCACUCAAAAGGCUGGGUUACACCAACAGAGAUUCAUUUCACAUUCGCUCUAAUCCGAUUUGAAUAAAACUCAGCUUAAAAGGAGUGAAGUCAGAUUUAAAAUGAAGCAGAGCUCUGUUAUAGUAUGAAAACCUGCCACGUACAAGCACAAGCAACAGUCAUAUCUGACACCUUAAUUCGCCUUCGUAUUCAUUUUCUGUAUGAAUUUAGCGUUAAUAUCAUUCUGCAGUUUUUAAGAAAACACACAAAUCAGACCACGUGAAAAAUGCAUGAAUAAUGUGCUAUGAGGUCGACUAAACCCAUCCGUCUUCAGAGCCUCGUUCCUAAAUCAGACUUAAACGUGGAAAUGUGGUUCAGACCUUAAACUGGACUCCAGACGCCAAACUUUAUCAGUAUUCAUCAGUGUUAGGAUAUCGAAUCCAGGAUUUAU
This is a messenger RNA of Sphaeramia orbicularis (orbiculate cardinalfish), 12681 nucleotides long. RefSeq names its product microtubule-associated protein 1Ab (gene map1ab). The record is from RefSeq and is a predicted model, not a curated record. Gene Ontology annotation, biological process: axonogenesis; dendrite development; microtubule cytoskeleton organization. NCBI's taxonomy places the organism in Eukaryota, Metazoa, Chordata, Actinopteri, Kurtiformes, Apogonidae. Gene Ontology annotation, molecular function: actin binding; microtubule binding. Gene Ontology annotation, cellular component: synapse; cytosol; dendrite.